AUGUUGAUGCCAAGGACUAAUUACAAUAACACUGCUGGCCUGAAGUAUCAUACAACACAGGAAAUAUUAUUAUAUGCCAGUCUGAGCAUGGGGCCGAUCUGCAUUUUCCUCUACAUCAACAGUGUCCUGCUGUUCACCUUGAGGAGUAAGUCGGUAUUUCGUGAAACCUUUUGCUACAUCCUGCUGUAUACUCUUCUUUUUGCAGACACUGUUUAUCUGGUAUCGAGCUCGCUGCUUUUACUGUUGGCUUCUUUUCAGAUAAAACUGACAUUUUACAUGUGCAGUGUUGUAAUAUCACCCCCGCUGCUCGUGUACUCAGUCUCUCCUCUAACCCUAACGGUGAUGUCACUGGAGAGAUUCGUGGCCAUAUGCUAUCCACUGAGACACGCUGUCAUCAUCACCAUCAGAAACACAGGUGUGGCAAUCACUCUGGUGUGGCUCACCAGUUCCCUCAGCAUCAUCAUUCGUGUUUUAAUCCUAUUAUGUUCAAAUACUGAGUUCUUAUUCAACCUGCAGAUGAACGACUUCUGCUCUGAAGAGGCCUUGUUUCUUGUACCAAUGUAUUAUUAUUUUGUCACAGCAUAUUCUGGCAUUGUCUUCCUGUCUGCGGGUGUCACAAUCAUCUGUUCCUAUAUUGGUGUGACACUUGUUGCCAGGUCUGCUUCAACAAACAAAGCCUCAGCCAGAAAGGCCAGCCAAACCCUUUUGCUCCACCUGUUUCAGCUGGGCCUGAUUCUCAUCUCCACUCUUUACACACCCAUCAUCACAGCUGCUGCUACAAUCAUGGAGAGAUCACAUUUUUUACACCUUCACAACCUUUCCUUUAUUUUCCUCACCAUCCUCCCCAGGUGUUUGAGUACUUUGAUCUAUGGCCUCAGAGACCAAACCAUCAGGCCACUCCUCAUACAGCAUCUAUGCUGUCAGUGGAGAUGCUCAGCUUUCCUGAACAAAGCGAAUGCUGGUGAAUAA
This is a messenger RNA of Myripristis murdjan (pinecone soldierfish), 969 nucleotides long. RefSeq names its product odorant receptor 131-2-like. The transcript has a single exon. Gene Ontology annotation, cellular component: membrane. The record is from RefSeq and is a predicted model, not a curated record. Gene Ontology annotation, molecular function: odorant binding; G protein-coupled receptor activity; olfactory receptor activity. Gene Ontology annotation, biological process: G protein-coupled receptor signaling pathway; detection of chemical stimulus involved in sensory perception of smell. NCBI's taxonomy places the organism in Eukaryota, Metazoa, Chordata, Actinopteri, Holocentriformes, Holocentridae. Bases 1 to 969 code for a protein of 322 amino acids.